Molecule: messenger RNA, 1735 nt
Organism: Sciurus carolinensis (gray squirrel)
Lineage: Eukaryota; Metazoa; Chordata; Mammalia; Rodentia; Sciuridae
Gene: Gal3st1
Product: galactose-3-O-sulfotransferase 1
Exons: 3
Coding region: 177-1454 (425 amino acids)
Biological process (GO): galactosylceramide biosynthetic process; myelination
Cellular component (GO): membrane
Molecular function (GO): galactosylceramide sulfotransferase activity
Source: RefSeq, a predicted model, not a curated record
GCCGGCGGCGGCGGCGGCGGCGGCGGCGGCGGCGGCGGGGCGGGAGCAUGGAGCAGGCCUUGCGGAGAGCAGGGCCCCGGCAGGUGCGCCCCGCCGCCCAGUGAGCGCCCGGGCUGCACGGCCGGGGCCGAGCCAGACACGCUGAGUCCUAGGAGGACGGGGACAAGGUGUCUGAGAUGCCGCCCACGCUACAGAAGAAGCGCUGGGAGUCCAUGGCCAAGGGGCUGGUUCUGGGAGCUCUCUUCACCAGCUUCCUGCUGCUGCUGUACUCUUAUGCUGUGCCCCCGCUGCACACUGGCCUGACCUCCACCAGAACCCCUGAGGCCAUAGCACCCUGCUCCCCAGUCCCUGGUGAGUCAGAGGGGGUGACUCUGGCCAAUGGCUCAUCUGGAGGUUGCCAGCCACAGCGCAACAUCGUGUUCAUGAAGACACACAAGACGGCCAGCAGCACGCUGCUCAACAUCCUGUUCCGCUUUGGCCAGAAGCAUGGGCUCAAAUUCGCCUUCCCCAAUGGUCGCAAUGACUUCGACUACCCAGCCUUCUUCACCCGGAGCCUGGUGCAGGACUACCGGCCUGGUGCCUGCUUCAACAUCAUCUGCAACCAUAUGCGCUUCCACUAUGAGGAGGUGCGUGGCCUGGUGCCACCCAACGCCACUUUCAUCACCGUGCUCCGGGACCCUGCCCGCCUCUUUGAGUCCUCUUUCCACUACUUUGGGCCGGUGGUGCCCCUCACGUGGAAACUCUCAAGCAGUGACAAGCUGGCCGAGUUCCUGCAGGACCCCGAUCGCUACUAUGACCCCAACGGCUACAACGCCCACUACCUCCGCAACUUGCUCUUCUUUGACCUGGGCUAUGACAGCGGCCUGGACCCCGGCAGCCCGCGGGUGCAGGAGCACAUCCUGGAGGUGGAGCGCCGCUUCCACCUGGUGCUCCUCCAGGAAUACUUUGACGAGUCUCUGGUGCUGCUGAAGGACUUGCUCUGCUGGGAGCUGGAGGACGUGCUGUACUUCAAGCUCAAUGCCCGUCGUGAUUCGCCAGUGCCACGGCUCUCUGGGGACCUGUACCGUCGCGCCACGGCCUGGAACAUGCUGGAUGCCCGCCUCUACCGCCACUUCAAUGCCAGCUUCUGGCGCAAAGUGGAGGCCUUUGGGCAGGAGCGCAUGGCCCAAGAGGUGGCUGCCCUGCGCCGUGCCAAUGAGCGCAUGCGGCGUAUCUGCAUCGAUGGCGGUCGGGCAGUGGACGCGGCCGCCAUCCAGGACUCAGCCAUGCAGCCCUGGCAGCCGCUGGGUUCCAAGUCCAUCCUGGGUUACAACCUCAAGAAGAGCAUCGGGCAGCGGCACCAACAGCUCUGCCGUCGAAUGCUCACGCCCGAGAUCCAGUACCUGAUGGACCUUGGCGUUAACCUCUGGGUCACCAAGCUCUGGAAGUUCAUUCGGGACUUUCUGCGAUGGUGACAUCCUGCUGACCUACGGUCCCCCAGCUUACUCACUGCAGAAGGGCUGGGCAGGGACCUGCUGAUGUUGGCUUCCUUCAGCCCCUCCUGGUGCCACCCUGGACCCCAGGGUGAGGGGGGGCUCUCAAGGAGAUGUAGCCAACCAGGACUGGGCCCCUGGCACACAGGGCCUAAUGGGAGAGCAGUAUUUGACUAAUUAUACUAUUUUUUAUUAAACCCCAUCCCUCUAUUUCCUGCCACCCCUUAAAGGGGAGACCUCAGAAGUAAAAGGAUUUGAUGUUG